Messenger RNA from Lachancea mirantina, 690 nucleotides. Lineage: Eukaryota; Fungi; Ascomycota; Saccharomycetes; Saccharomycetales; Saccharomycetaceae. The record is from the annotation of a GenBank genome assembly.
AUGGUCGCUGAACUUUUCAAAUCAGCCACUGUAGAUGCUGCUCCGUCGAGUCCAAUAGAAUUUCCCAAUCUGGUCCAUUUUCCUGCCGCUCAGCCAGGCACUGAGCUUCAAAAGAUAAUUGAUGAAUUGGGACUUAUCAAACAUAUCGAAGGGGGCUACUUCAAAGAAACAGAUCGGUCACCCUUUGUUGCAAACUUUGGCUCCUCCAAACAGGAUGCUCCUGAGACUUCAACUUCAGUUUCUAACGCCUCUGCUGAACAGAAAAGUCAAAUGCCAACAGAUUCUCAAUUACCUGUUUACACGGACUCAAGACAUUACCACACUUUAAUAUACUACCUUUUGACCCCAGACGCGCCCAUGAGUAAGAUGAUCAUGAAUACAAGUCGCAAUAUUCACAUUCUUCAAAGAGGUAGAGGUCAAUACGUCCUGGUUUACCCAGACGGAACCGUAAAAUCCUUCAAAGUAGGAUUUGAUACUUCCAAAGGAGAGGUUUCUCAGUGGGUUGUCCCAGGCGGUGUCUACAAAGCUUCUUUUUUAUUGCCCAAUAAAGAGUUUAACAACGGGCUUCUUAUAAGCGAAGUGGUAGUCCCUGGAUUUGAAUACUCAGAUUUUCAGCAAAUAUCCAGUAAAGACGAACUAGAAUCAUACGUCGGGCCAGAAACUGCCAAUAUUUUGGGACCUCUGCUCUAA